GCAUGUGUGUGCCGUGCCGUGUGAGAGCACAGUUCAGUGGUGUGUCUCGCGUGCGUGUGUAUCGUCGACUCGACGACGGCGGAUGGACGGGCGGACGUGUUAAACGUGCGGAAAGUGGCAGCGGUCGGAACAGAGAGAGAGAGAGAGAGAGAAAGAGAGAGUGCGCGUGAAUCCUGGUGACGCCGUCGCGACGACGUACCGCGUACGUCGCGUGUCCCGCGCGUACGUCCCCGGACACACGCGAGUUCCCGGAGUGAAUGGGGCGAAGGAGGAACGGCGGCGCAGGUACGAGCAGCACAGACAGCAAGAGCUUGGGUUUACCAUGGGCACGUUACUGGCUAUAAAAGAGAUCGUACAAUAUUCUCCUAAGCCUGAAAUGGGGACGAGGAGUCCUUCAGCGUAGACAUGGACUACGAUCUGUUUGGUGAAGAUGUCAGUGGCUCGAUGCUCGAGGCUCUUCCUGAUCUCGGAGGGAACGAUCACUUCGAUCCUGCGCCUGCGAAUAAUUCCGUAGCGGUAUCCAGAGACGGUCUGAAUUCCGGCCCUAAUGGAGGAGGGAGUUACAUUAGCCAAUCCUACAACAUUUCUCAAGAAUCUCCAAUACAAAAAUUAACCACAUUCGGCGGAUCUGACUUUGGUGGCUCGAAUCAAUUGCAAAAUCCGUCGCAGCGCAGCAUGUUCAACCAAAAUCUCGGUACGUUCGAUAAUAGCGCCACACCUCAGCGUGCUAUGGUGCCGGGCGCGUUUCAAAAUCAGGCUCGUAAUAUUGCACCGCAACAGCACAGGGGGCCUCAUCCGGGUAGCGGUGGUCAGUAUCCUAGCUACAAUGACAAUAUGUAUUCUAUGGAGCAGCAACACUCGAUGGCUAGAGCCAACAUGAGUAUAGACCCCAGCCAACAAGGUUGGCCGGGUAAUGGAAGUGGUUAUCCACAGAUGCAGAGGCAUUACAAUCAGAUGGCUCCGCAGCCUGCCACGUACAGGCAACACAUGCCGCCACAGUAUUCUCAUCAGCAAGACCAAGCUGGCGUUAUCAAUCAAAAGAUGCAGCAGCAGCAGCAGCAGCAACAGCAGCAGCAGCAGCAGCAACAACAACAACAACAACAACAACACUUUAGUCAACAAGGGAUGAUAGGCAGCAUGGGGGUUUUGCAUCAAUCAAUGCAACCCGGCGCGGCCGGCGGUGUUUAUCAGCAUAUGGUUGGGCAACAGCAGCAUUACCAGCAAGGCAAUUCGGUAGCGGCGAUGUAUCAGACGUCACCCGGCUAUCCUGGUUUUGCUUCGGCGAUUCAUCAGCAACAGCAGGCUCAGCAACCGCCCCAGGCGAGAAUGCCGCACCAUCAUCCAGCUCAUCCGACACAUCAACCGCAUCCAUCUCAUCCUCAACAAUAUCCUCAGCAUACCCCUCAACAUCCGAACGCGCAGCAACAACCGACGAUGGAUCCUCAAUAUCCUCAUCACGCCACGUCGAUGUAUAAUCAACCUCAACAUUCGGCUCCGCCACAGCAACAAUUCGGCACAGCACCGAAUAAACACUCGACAAGUCCACAGUAUCGCGCCGCGUUUCCACAAUUGUCACCACAAAUGUCACCACGGCCGCAAAUGUCCCCGCGUCCACCGGCAGUGCAGCAGCAGAUGUCACCCCGACCCAUCAUGUCGCCCGCCAAACCUACUACGUUAUCGCCGCAUCCUCAUGUUCAACUUCCUCAUCAGCAGGGUAAUCAGGGUAACGCGAUGUCGGUGUCACCCUCGUGUCCGCCCACGUCUAUGCAAAUGAAUCCAUCAUCGCAGCAACAGCAGACUACUCUGCAAGCUCUCGAGCAAAUGGUGAUGCCUGGAGUCGCCGUGUCGAACUCCAGCGUUCCAGCUCCAGAUCAGUAUAAUCAGUUCCAAGCACGUCCGCCAAUAUCGCAAACACCGAACGUUCUGCCGCAGCAGCCGACGGCACAGAGCCCGAUGCCAGGUCAAGUCACAGGGCCAAGAAUGCCGAUGCCCGGUCAGUGGCAAUCGCACCCGCAGCAGCAACAGCAACAGAUUAGGCCAGGUAUCGGCAUUAACGAGGAAAGAGGUAGCAUAGUAGAGCAACCUCAGCAGGCGCCGAUAGUAUCCGAGCAGAGUGCUCCGAUGUUCCCCGUCGCUGGACCGGAGACUACUGUUCACAACGUUGUGGAAACAGCGACAACGACGAGCACAACGACAACGAGAGAACCAACGACGACGGCGGAGAAUGUCGUGCAGAACCCGAUCGAAACCCCGAAACCAGAACCCGAGCCUUCUUUGCAUCAGAGCGCUCAGCAACCGGACGCAAUCGCUCAACUUGGCCCACCGCAAGUGGACACAUCGGCACAAAAUAAUUCGCAAAAUAAUUUAUCUUUAGAUCAUACAUCUACGGUGGGAAAUAUGCCUACACCGGCGAGUAUAUCUCCGAUUGAAACGGUGCAGUCUCUUCCUGCAUCCAGUACAAGUGGCAAUAUGGAGUGCACAAAUGUGACUACGUCAUUACAACAGCAGCAGCAGCAGCAACAACAACAACAACAGACGGUUGCUGCACCGAUUCAAAAUCCUGUUUCUAGUAUCGAGAAUCCGAGUGUGUGCGAAACGAAACCACAAGAACAAAAUAUGGAAGUACAUCAGCCGCCAAUGAGCAGUACAACGCAUGCACAACAAGCUAUAGGACAGCAGCAGCAACCGCAACAUACUCAGCAACAGCCUAUUACUUGUCCUCCACAGCAGCCAGUGCAGCAGCCGGUACAAUCAGUGCCGCAACCAGUGCAACAACUUCAUAUGACUCAACCACAGAUAGUCCAGUCUCAGGCAACGAUACCACCUCCUCAGCCGCAGUUACAAUCGCCACAACAAUCUCAGAUGGGUCAAUCGCAACCUGUUCAAAUAAAUCAGCAAUUGCAACCACAGCAACAAAUACCUCAGCCGCAACCGUCAUCACAACAGCAACAGCAGCAGUUGCAGCAAAUUGCACCCAUUCAACAACCGCAAAUUUCUCAGCCCCAACAACCUGUACUGAGUCAAACACAGCCGGUGCAGUCUCAGCAAAUUUCGCCAGCGCCUCAGCCCCAACUCGGACAGCCGCAGCCACAGUUGGGACAAGCACAGCCUCAAUUGGGACAACCGCAGCCCCAACUGGGACAACCGCAAGCCCAGUUGGCGCAACCGCAGCCACAAUUAGCGCAACCGGUUGCUCAGCAGGGCCCGACUUGCGUUACGCAGCAGGCGCAGUCAACGACAGCGACGCCGCCGCAGGCGCAGCCACAGCCACCUCAUAUGCAACCUCAGCAGGUCGGCAUAGUGCCGCAGGGUGCCGCGUUAAUACCACCUCAAAUGCCACCACAGAUGCAAACGCAGCCGAUACAAAAUCCAACGUCUCAGAUGCAGAAUCAGAACGCUCAGGUGCCGCCUGGACAUUUAAACGCACAACAGAUACCCGCAGUUAGUCAGACCGCCGGUAUGGUGUUGCCGCCGCAUCAAGCUGCGGUUUCCGUGCCAAAUUCGCAAACGCCGCAUCAGUAUCAUCCUGGAGGCGACAUGAUCACCGGCAAUACAAUGCCAAACAUGUACAGCAUGCCGACUAAUCCUACACAAACCCCAGUCGCAGCUGGCGGUUUCGGCACGUCUUGCGCGCCACACACGCAUCAUCAAGAGCGAGCUGCGCUGCAACAGCAGUUACAGGAAUUGUACUGCAUGCCGCCAGCUCCGGAAAAUCAGGAAAAGAUUGUCGCUUUGCAGGAGAAGUUGCAGGCGUUGCAGCAGCACGAGACGAAUGAUCAAUGUAACGGUGGUCCGCAGUGUAUACUACAAACGCCGAUGUUUACAGCUGCUGUAGUUGAUAGUCCACAGGUAUCCAGUACUACUGGACGUGGUCGCAGCAAAGGUACGCCACGAGCGAAAAAAAGUCGUAAAAAAGCCGAUAAAGAGGCAUCUGCGCCUACCACUGCCACUCAGCAACCCGAGCAACCUUUGUCGGACAAUAAAGUCACUCCAGGUGAUAGCAGUAAUAUAGUAGACAGUGCUGCAGAUUCGGAAGAUAUUAAGCCGUCUUCCGGGGAUAUAGAGGAGGAAUGGAAUAAGGGUAGAAAGUCCCGAUCGCCUCGAAAACCGCGGAAGCCGAAGGAACCAAAAGAGCCCAAAGAGCCGAAACCUAAGAAGGAGCCGAAACCACCCAAGGAACCGAAAUCGCCGAAAGUGGCGAGGAAGAGAAAUAAGGAUAAAGACAAAGAUUCCACAAAGCGUAACAGGAAAAAAACUACUCAAUCUGAGUCCGCCGAUGAUGAAAACUUACGGGAAAACGAAGAAACUGCCGUUUCGGAUUCCAGCGCUGUUAAGGACGCCGAGACGAAGGUCUGUGAACCGUCCAUACAGGGUGAUCAGGAGCAAGUGGAUUCUUCCACCAAUGAACCUCUGUUAUCCGAAGUAAAGGAAGAAGGCAAAGAGAAAACUGGAACGGAGGAUGCUACGGAGGAGGAUAAGAAAGAUGAAAGCUCGGAAGCAACUACUGCGACCGUUGAAACUGCGAGCGGCGGUAAAAAGAAAUCUGCAGCUCGAAAACGAUCGAGUACUGGCAAGUCGUCUGGAGGGAAAAGUUCCAGAAGUUCUAAGAAACGCAAGAGUCGCAUUGCCCCUGAUUCUGACGGCGAGGAAUUGGCGGCGACGCCUCCGCCAUCACCAGAGGCUGGCGAUGAUAUGAAUAAGCGGCGUUCCGCAAGAAACACUCAUCGCAAGAAGUACGUAGAUGAUGUGAUGUUGCGAUUCUCAGACGAUGACGUUCCUUUGCAAGAUGCUCAACUCUCGAAAAAAGUGGAAGGUGCAAACACUUCAAAACCUGCUGCCGCUAAAAAGGAUGGUGGUGAGGGCACCGAAGGUGCUGGACCUAACAAACCCAACUUUGUAUACAUUAACACUACAGACGAGGACUCUAUGGUUGUGCAACAUAUUUUAUGCUCUCGAAUGGGAAAGAGGGAAGUUAAGCCCGUGGUACCCAAGGUAGAACCGCCCCCGGUUGAAAAGGAUGAGAACGCGGAUAAAGAAGAAUCUACUGACAACAAGGACGAGACGUCCGAUGAUGCUGCGAAAAAGGAAGAUGCGAAAGAUGACGAGAAAGAAGCGGAGGAUACAACCGAGGAUACAACCGAGGAUAAGGAAAAGAGUGAAACCGAUAGCGCGAAGAAGGAGGAACCAAAGAAACCGGAAGAACCUUCCCCGGAUUCGAAACCAGCCGAGACUACUGCCGUUGUCGAGACAAAGCCACAGAUCAUCGAAGCCGAAGAAUAUUUCGUUAAAUAUCGAAAUUUUUCGUAUUUGCAUUGCGAAUGGAGGACGGAAGAGGAAAUGUACAAAGGAGAUAAACGUAUUCAAGCUAAACUGAAAAGAUUCAAGCAGAAGCAGCAGCAAAACACCAACAUUUUCGAAAAUCCCGAAGAUGAUCCUUUCAAUCCAGAUUUUGUCGAAGUCGAUCGAGUCUUGGAUGAAGCAACUCACACAGAUCCAACUACUGGAGAGACAGUUCGACACUUCUUGGUCAAAUGGCGAUCUCUACAGUAUGAAGAUUCUACCUGGGAAUUAGAAGAAGACGUUGAUCCCGAAAAAAUAGCUCAGUUUGUGAGAUUCAAUAAGGUGCCACCAAAGGAACAGUGGAAGCCGAAGAAGAAACCUAAUGCUACAGCUUGGGUAAAGUUGGAAGAAUCACCAGUUUACAAAAAUAAUAACAUUUUAAGACCAUAUCAAUUGGAAGGGUUGAACUGGCUGCUAUUUUCAUGGUACAACGGACACAAUUGUAUUCUCGCUGAUGAGAUGGGCUUGGGAAAGACUAUUCAGUCGCUGACAUUUGUGGACGCGGUCUACAAGUACGGAAUUCGUGGACCAUUCUUGAUUAUAGCUCCGUUAUCGACCAUUCCGAAUUGGCAGCGAGAAUUCGAAAGCUGGACCGAUAUGAACGUCGUGGUAUAUCAUGGAUCUGCGGCGAGUCGUACCAUGCUUCAGGAAUACGAAGUUUACUACAAGAACGAGAAGGGACAGCAAAUCAAAGAUUUAGUAAAGUUCAACGUGUUGAUAACAACGUUUGAGAUCAUUAUAACCGACUUUAACGAGCUACGUGGAUACAAUUGGAGACUCUGCGUCAUAGACGAAGCUCACCGACUAAAGAAUCGAAAUUGUAAGCUCCUCGAAGGUCUUAGACAAUUGAAUCUGGAUCACAGAGUACUUUUGUCGGGCACGCCGUUGCAAAAUAAUGUCAACGAACUGUUUUCCUUGUUGAAUUUCCUCGAGCCGCAACAGUUUGCGAGUAACGAAGCAUUCCUGAAGGAAUUCGGUAACUUGAGCAGCGAGGGUGAGGUGCAAAAGUUGCAGCUUCUUUUGAAACCGAUGAUGCUACGUCGUCUGAAAGAAGACGUGGAGAAAUCGCUGGCACCGAAGGAAGAAACCGUCGUUGAAGUGGAACUGACCAAUAUACAGAAGAAAUAUUACCGUGGCAUUCUCGAGAGAAAUUUCUCAUUUCUUGCGAAGGGCACCACAUCGGCGAAUAUUCCGAAUCUUAUGAACACGAUGAUGGAAUUGAGGAAGUGCUGCAUCCAUCCGUUCCUGCUGAACGGCGCCGAGGAUCAGAUACAGCUAGAUUACAAGACCGGCGAGAAGGAAGAUUCCGAGGCGUACUAUCACGCCCUGGUGAACAGCUCCGGAAAGAUGGUCCUGAUCGACAAGUUGCUGCCGAAACUGAAAGCCAGCGGUCAUCGAGUCCUGAUAUUCAGCCAGAUGGUGAAAUGUCUGGAUCUGCUCGAGGACUAUUUGUUGUACAAGAAGUAUCCCUACGAGAGAAUCGACGGCCGAAUUCGUGGAAAUCUGCGACAGGCCGCCAUCGAUCGUUACAGCAAACCCGACUCGGAUCGGUUCGUCUUCUUGCUCUGUACGAAAGCGGGUGGACUUGGCAUUAAUCUAACCGCGGCCGACACUGUCAUUAUUUACGAUAGCGACUGGAAUCCGCAGAACGAUUUGCAGGCGCAAGCUCGUUGCCAUCGAAUUGGGCAGCAGAAGAUGGUCAAGGUGUAUCGUUUGCUCUGCCGCAACACAUACGAGCGAGAGAUGUUUGACAAGGCGUCUCUGAAGUUGGGGCUCGACAAAGCGAUCCUGCAGUCCAUGAAUACCAGCCAAGGUGGCAAAGAUCCCAGCAAUAAACAAUUGACGAAGAAGGAGAUAGAGGAUCUGCUGAAGAAGGGCGCUUACGGUGCUAUUAUGGACGAUGACAAUGCUGGCGACAAAUUCUGUGAGGAAGAUAUCGAGCAAAUACUUGAGCGUAGAACUCAGAUUAUCACCAUAGAAGCAGAGAAAGGCUCGACGUUCUCAAAGGCGAGUUUCGCAUGCUCGUCGAAUCGUUCGGACAUUAACAUAGACGACCCCGACUUUUGGAAGAAAUGGGCGAAGAAGGCGGAGAUCGAUACUACGGAGAAGAAAGAGGAGGACGAGCUGGUGAUAUCCGAGCCGCGGCGACGGACGCAAAUUAAGCGUUACGGCCACGACGAGUCGGUGGUUGACAUGUCCGAAUUGGACAGCUCGGACGAGAACAGCGACGACGACGGCAUCGGCCUGUCCGGCAGGAGCAAGAAACGACGCGACAAGUUCGGCAAGAAGUCGCGCAAGUUUUACGACGAGUACGUGCCGCGCGAGGGCGAGGUGGUGUACGGCAGUUGGGCGCGCAGCGAAUGUUUCAAGGUCGAGCGUGGACUGCUGACGUUUGGCUGGGGCCGCUGGGAGGAGAUUCUGCAGCACAGCCAGUUCCGUCGCGGUUGGCGCGAGGUCGACGUUGAGGAUUGCGCUCGCGUCAUUCUGCUCUACUGCCUGCGCUAUUAUCGCGGCGACGAAAAGAUCCGUAGCUUCAUCUGGGACCUCAUCACGCCCAUCGAGAACGGCGAGAAGGUGAAGAGCGUGUCGGUGAACACCGGCAGCAGAAACAGCCGGCAGAAGAAGAAGGGCCGCAUCCGUGAGGGCAGAGAGACCCGAGGAUCGGUCAUCAACGGCGGGCCGAGCGAUCCCAAUCAUUGGAGCAAUGCAGAGAAAUUCGAUGGGGACAUCUUUCUCGAGAGCAACUACAGGAAGCAUCUCAGUCGACACGCCAAUAAAGUAUUGCUACGCGUACGAAUGCUGUAUUACAUCAAACACGAGAUUAUCGGCGACCUGGUCCAGCAUAUCAAUGACGGCGUUCACGUCAGUGCGUUGCCGAUAGACCUUCCACAGUUGACGGACCGACCGGCGAAAUGGUGGGACUCGACAGCAGAUAAAUCCUUAAUAGUCGGCUGCUACAAACACGGCUAUGAGAAUUACGACCAGAUGAGGACUGACCCCGCGCUUUCUUUCAUUACAAGCUGUCCUCCCCCUUUCCAGAACUCUCAGAACAAGAGUACCGCCGAUAGCAGCAGCAGAGACGAUAACAGUCUGGAGAAUGACAUGGAGGAUGGCGAGUCUCCCGGCAUGACAAAAGACUCGAAGGACUCGGACAAGUUCAGUCGAGAAACGCCGGCGGAUUCCCCCGCCAUCUCGAGCAAGGCGGACACGCCGAUACCGGAGGCCAGCAGCAGUCACGACGGAAAUGACGGUCUUCUCCCGGAUGACGAGAAGCCGUCUUGGCCGUCUAUGGUAGAUCUUAAUACACGACUGCGUCGCGUGAUAUCCUCCUAUCAGCGAAGCGUUAGUAAAAAGGAGGACGUCAAAGUUAUUCCGAAACCUGGGGGGAAGAUGGGAAUGGAGAGCGAGACCACUUCGAUGAAUCAUACCAGCAUGAUGCACGAACCGCCCUUGAAUAUGCAAGGAUGGGAUCUGCAACAAUUGGCGAUGUACCUUUUGAAAAUGGAGAAAAGAGAAAAAAUGGAGGCGAUAGUGAAGGAACGAGAACGUACACGUAUCGAGGAGCAAAAGGCGAAGUGGACCCGUCGCGAAGAGAGCGAAUUCCUCCGGGUGGUGUCUACGUAUGGCGUCAAUUACGACAGGAAGAAGGCUCAGUACGACUGGACCAAGUUCAAAAGUAUCGCUCGAUUCGACAAGAAGACGGACAACGAUCUUACGGAUUACUAUAUGUCAUUCAGAGCAAUGUGUAAGAAAGUUUGUAACGCGAAGCUGAACGAAGAAGAAGAUUUUACAGAUGUUCCAGUGGAUCAGCUGAGUCCUGCCAAAGCGAGACAAAUACUCGAUCGCGUCGAUCUCCUGAGCAAGAUCCGCGAGGAGAUCCUGUCGCAUCCGCAUCUCGAGGAGCGGCUCUCGUUGUGCCAACCGUCGGGAGACACGCCGGAUUGGUGGCUGCCGGGGAAACACGACAAGGAAUUGCUGCUCGGUGCGGCGAAGCACGGUCUCGGGCGUACCGACAUAACUAUACUCAACGAUCCGGACUUUUCGUUUCACAAGCUUCUUACGAGGGGAAUGUACGCAGGCACGCAGACUCCUAAAGUAAUAGACAAGUCUGAGAGAGCGAUAAAGAUCGAGAAUAGAGAAGACAUUUUGAAGUUCGAUAAGGACGAGAUACUCGUGAAACUGGAGAAAGGCGAGGGAACUUUAAAGAUUGAAAAAGUUGGAGCGAAAAAGGACAAGGACCAAAGUACCGAUAAGAAAUCCGAGAACGCGGACUCCGAGAAAAGUCAGGUGGAAUUGACUAUUGUCAAAGCGGAGGCUAAACCCGAAGAAAAAUCUAUCGGCAGUUCGUUGACUAUCACAACCGUCGCGAGAACAUCGGACGCCGACAACGUCGCCGUAAAGAGCGAGGAAAAGAGCGAGCUAGCGAUAGAGCCGGUUAAAUGCGAUAGCACCAAAGUCAAUCAGACAGGCACUGCCAAGUCGACCGAUGAAGAGGUCGCGAAGGAGGCUAAUUCAGAGAGCGUGGAGAGUCCUGCUGUUGUGGAACUCGAGAAGGAGGACAAGGUUCAAGAAAAAGAUGUUGAACACGAAGUCAGCUUCGCCGAGAAAUUUUUGUCCGACGAGAAAUCGGAUGAGCCAGCGCAGGACGUCGUGAUGGAAACAGUCGAGAAAGGUGAGACGGAAGUUAAAGAGAAGGCCGAGAACGUCGAGAAGAGCGCUGAGACUACCGAGACUACCGCUGUCGAAGAUGAUAAUAACAAAAGCGCAAAGCCGGAUAACGCACCGGCUAAGGAAGAGGUCGAGGUGCAAGAAGCAAAGAGUUCGGACGUUGUCAAGGAGAAGGCGAAGGUUCUGCCAGUCGAGGAUAAGUGCAGCGUCCAGGCUGCAGAAUUGAAGGCAAUGUUCCCGGAUCUAGAAGUGAUACAACCGUUGUCGCGGCUAACGCAGAUCGAUACAUUCGUUUUGCGAGACAAACCAGCGGAUUACAAUAGCGAGUCUACGGUGAUGCAACUCCUAGCGCACGGCUGCGCUAAUACACCAAUAAAGUGGCCGAAGGAGCACGCGAUCGAAGCUCGUUUAAUGCACAUUGUGCACGCGAUAGAGCACAAAGAAUGGCCGGUGUCGGUGAACUUCAGUGCAGGCGAGGAGCUGGAGCCUGCGCAAAACGAAAAGGAAUGUUCGGAAGUGAUAACAAUCACUACGGACCACGGAGUGUCCCGAUCUAUAGCGAGCGGAAACAACAUCUCCGCUUCAAAGAAACGCAAGAGGCAUAUCGCCAUAGAUGUAGAGACAGAGCGAGCCAAGCUUCACGCGCUUCUCAAUAGCAGUCACUUGAGUACGCCGUCGCCCGCGCCCCUCAGCAAACCAGUCGUUCUCUCUGGUGCGACUAGCUGGGAGCUCAAUGACGAAUCCCAGUCCGAGGAAUCGCGACGCUCCACGCCGGUCCAGCCACCGCCGGCGCAUCAACAAACACGGACGCCGAAUAUACACUUUGAUUUGAAAUAUACUGUUCCGGGGAAAACGACCAUCAUACCUGGGACAUCGAGCACUUUGACGCCUAUCGAUUUAUCCGCUGGAUAUCCAAAAUCAAAUACCGACAGCAACAAGGACUUAAUGAAUGAAGUGCAAGAUUUCUCCAUGCCGAACAAGAAUAAACAAGUCAGCAGCAAUAAAGGGAAAUUGGAUAGUAUGCUUGACAAACUCAUGAAAAGGAAAGCUUGCCCUACAGAGGAACCGGUGGUCGGAAAAGAGAAGAAGCGCAGGAAGUUGGAUGAAAUAGUGUUGGGACUGAGCGCCGCGAAGGAGCAACAGAGCGGCCAUUAUCUCGAUCUCGGCAAGAAGAGUACAAUCACACCCAACGUGACCGUGACUCCGACAUCGGCGCCGAUCGGUCUUCCCAAUCCGCCGACGAGUGCCCAGAAACCGUUCUCCAUUACCGUUACAUCAAUUCCGUCUUCUCGAGCUUCGACUUCCUCUACGCCCGUUUUACCGCCGCCGUCCUUGCACUCGCACAAAGAUACCUUCUCCGCUUUGCUGGCUCAGGCUGAGCAACAAAAUCGUGAAUUGAAGAAACAGCAGCAGCAACAACAACAGCAGCAGCAGCAGCAUCAACAGCAGCAGCAGCAGCAACAACAACAACAACAGCAGCAGCAGCAACAGCAGCAGCAGCAGCAGGCAUUCAACUCGGCGCAUCCGUCUUCCUCGAGCAGCAGUCACCGAAAGAAUUACGAGGCAAUGAUUGCAGACAUCAACAAAGUCGCCGAGUACUCAUCCAAGAUCGGUUCGUUCUCGCAUGAGGCGAAGGUGAACAAGUGGCUGGCGGAGCAAAGCGCGAUGUCGGAGCAAUUAAGUGCAGAAUAUUUGAACGCUCCCCGACGACGCAGACCGCGCGUCGAUCCGUCCUUGUUGGAUUGGAAGAAGCUCACCGGUGAAGAGAAUGUCGCUGUUAUCAACCGAUUAACUGGCAAGAAGGUAACCGGAAGCAAAGCGCCUCAAUUGAAACGACUUGGAACGUGGCUAAUGGAGAAUCCAAUGUUCGAUGUUGAUCCGAAAUGGGCGGAACUUGUGAAGGAACGCGGCAAUCUUCCGCACGAUCUGCAGAAGAGACUAUCGGGCAACGAGCGCAGCAGCGUGAACAAGGGCAAGAGCCCGGGCAGACCGCCCAUGAUGCCCAGCCCGACGAGUCAGCAGUCGGCGAGUACCGCCAAUCUUGCGGCCACGUCGAUGGCGUCCAGCCUUAACUUCCCUCUCGGCAAUCUAAAUAACUCUCUGCUGUCGGGCCUGUCGCUCGGCAACUUCGAUCCGAAGAAUCCGCUGUUGAUGCCAUUCGGCGGUCUGACGAACCUCGGCGCGCUCGGCAGCCUCAGUAAUCUCAGCAGCUUGGGCAAUGUGGGUCUGACGAAUUCGUUGUUCGCCAAUCUGGCCGGGCUGGGUCUGCCGUCGUUAGCGGGCAUGGAAGCGGCGCUGAGUGCUCAAGCGACAUCCAACGCAGCGGCGGCGGCGGCUGCGGCGGCAGCCGCGGCGGAUAACCCAGUCGUAAGCUCGGCGAGUAUCAGUGGCAGCAGCGGCAAGAACGCCAAUUCUUCGUCGAGCAUGAGCGGCGGCGGUGGAAGCGGCGGCGGCAGUAGCAGCAAGUCACGCAGCAGCAAAUUAGAUCAGCCGACGACCAGCAGCAAAUCUUCGUCCGGCGGUCCGUCGACCUUGUCCGCUGUUUCAUCCGCAAGUCUGCCGACCCCCUCGCCGUUCCCGUUCCUCUUCACGAAUCCCAGCCUCCUCUACACACCGCUAACCCUAAGCGGCCUGAAUCCGUUCUCCAUGCAGUCUAGCGGCGUGUCGUCGGCCUACGAGAGCCUCGCCCAAUGUGGUCUGCUGAAUCCACCGACGUCCACCGCUUCAACGGUGCGCAAGCCUACAUCGUCUAGCAGCUCCUCUAGACAACGUGAGGCCCCACCGGAAUCUUCGACAUCCUCAUCUUCGUCGUCGUCGUCAACGACGAAACGAAAGGAGCCGGAGAAGAAGUCCAGAUAUUCAGUGGAUCCGGCCGUGACUCUUCAACAAUACACAGACAUGGCGGCGUUGCACGGUAGCGAGGAGAGACGCCGCGUCGAGCAGCAGCAGCAGCAGCAGCAGCAACAACAACAACAACAUCAACAACAACAACAACUGCAGUCGCAGCAGCAACACGAAAAGCGAGAAACAGCGGAUGUGGUGGCCGAUGUGGUAGCGGCGGAUCUGUCGGAGAAAAAGACCGAGCGAAAAUGCAAGGAUCAGGAGAUGAAAGAGGUUCUGGAGCAUCUAAGCAGGACCAGCGCCGAAUUGGUUACGCGGAAUAUUGAUGACGCUCCAAGAUCCGAGAAGCCGCCCAGCAGGAAUCGCAGCAUGGAUAGCAACCAAAAUUCUGACCAGCAGCAGCAACUACGAUCGACGCCGUCGGCGCCAUCGCCGCUCGAAGUCAUCCUGGAACCUGUUGCGAAGAAGAUGCGCAUUGAAAUGGACACAAGCACGAAAUCGUCCGCGUUGAGCAGCGAAGUGCCGACGGUGGAGAUCGAAGCGGUGACAAAACCGUCGCCGACGACUCCGACGAAGGCAACGCAACAGGCUGUAUCUUCGCAAGAGGAGGUCAGUGUCCCGCCCGUAGAAGCGAACACAGCCAAGAAGGAAGCAAACGAGACGACAACGACGACAUCAUCAUCAUCAUCAUCGCCGGCGACGGCGGCAGCGGCGGCGGCGGCAGUGGCGGCGUCAUCAUCGUCGUCAUCUGCGAACGUGACGUCGCCGUCGACGCAGAAUACCAGCGCGAAGAGCGACAGCGCUAAACCUGCUGCUCCAGAGGCAGAGGAGGACAGCAAGGGCGGCGCCAAGGCGCCGAAGAAGGCACGCAGCGGUAAACGAUUAAGCGUGGAGCCACCACCGGAGCGUAAGAAUCUUCGUUCGAGUGCCGGCAGGCAGGCGCGGGCGGCUGCGGAACGGCAAGCGCGAAUGGAGGGCGAGAUGCAGCAAUCCGAACAGCAGCAGCAGCAGCAGCAGCAAGACAGUCACGUGGCCGGCGAGUGAGUCACGGCGAGGUCUCGUCGGACUGCUGCCGCGAAAAAAAAAUGAUGAACGACAACUACCAAAAGUCGCCGCACGGCGAUCCGACGAAAGGAACUCUGACGGACGUCGCGGUCCACGAACUUCUUUUUCAACUCUCUGAUUCGACACUGCUCGCACAACGAAGAUCUGUAUGUAGAUAAUUCCCUGUUCGACGCUGAUUAGCACGGAAGUGUAAGGUGUUUCGCAAUUGAAUCGCGAUGAAACGCGAGUGCGCAUCGAAAGGGGGCUACAGACAUUGGUAGAAUCUACCGUAGCCUUCGAUUCGGCUCUUGGAGGAUGGAAAAUGUGUGUGGGACAAAUGGGACUCCCUUCAUUCCGCGGGAGGUGAAUAAUCAUGUAUCGUUAAUCAUUGGCGGACAGUGUGUGACAAAGUGCACGUUUAUUGAAUUGAAACAAAAAAAAGAGAGAAAUCUCUCCAAUACGAAGGCUGCGAUAGUAUUUUAUCACUCGAUACUUUGUGUAGUAAUUAAUUUUUAAUUGCGUAAUUAUGAUACAAUAAUAAAGGUAUAGUUUUGUUAAAUUUAUUAUCUACUAUCUCUUAUUGGUUUUGACCAGGGACUGUUUUAUAUAAAAAUAUAUAUAUACAUAAUAGAUAUAUAUUAUAAAAUUGUGUACUCGCUAUUGCGCAUAAAGCAAUUUACAAGCAAGGAACGCAAAACGGAAUAUAAUCGUAAUGUAGAGAAAAAAAUAAUUACAGUAAUAACUUAAUAAAAAAAAAGGAAAAAUGUAAAUAUAUACAAUUAUGCCUAUAGAGACAGUAAGCAAUCGUGUACUUGGAAAAGAAAAUGUAUAUAACGCAGUGUACUUUUAAUUACAUAGGUGAAAUAAUAAACAGCUUCUUUUGUUGUUUGCAAAUA
Molecule: messenger RNA, 14789 nt
Organism: Wasmannia auropunctata (little fire ant)
Lineage: Eukaryota; Metazoa; Arthropoda; Insecta; Hymenoptera; Formicidae
Gene: kis
Product: chromodomain-helicase-DNA-binding protein 7
Exons: 20
Coding region: 406-13893 (4495 amino acids)
Molecular function (GO): protein binding; ATP binding; ATP-dependent chromatin remodeler activity
Source: RefSeq, a predicted model, not a curated record